Molecule: messenger RNA, 425 nt
Organism: Guyanagaster necrorhizus
Lineage: Eukaryota; Fungi; Basidiomycota; Agaricomycetes; Agaricales; Physalacriaceae
Exons: 1
Coding region: 210-386 (58 amino acids)
Source: RefSeq, a predicted model, not a curated record
UCCAUUCUUCCUUCUGAGUUUCCUGAGUGCUUUGGCAUGUAGUGUGGAGUAGAGUAACAGACAUGUAUGGUAUUUUGUGCCCUCAUGGUGGGCUAAUUAGUUCAUUUGAUCCUGUAGUUGGCUGAAGCCUGAGGUGUUUUGCAAGCAUGUCUUGGGUGCUGGCUGUGCUGGACAUGGUCUAUGGUGUGGUGGAUGCACAGCAGUUAUCCAUGCUCAUCUUCCAUGUCACCCUCUUCUUCUUCCCACCAUUCUCCUCCUUCUUUCUCUUCUGGCUCUGGAGUGAGCUUCUUGUUUUGUGGUUGUCCCAUCCAGGUGAAUGCUCCCAUGUUCUCCAUGAACUUGCUCAGUGCUGUGAUUCCUUCCUUGGUGCCAAGGAUGUCUGGUAGAUAAAUAGUCCUUGACACAUUCCAGAGGAUCCCCUGUUG